AUGUACAAACUUCACACCAAAAGGGUAAAAGCUGCUGCUGGGCAGAUGUGGACUUCAAAUCUCUCCAAGAUCAGACAAUCUCUUAAAAAUGUUUACCAUAAUUGUAAGAUUUGGCACGCAUAUCCAUCCUAUGACUGUGAUCAAGAUGACAUUAGUUCCGAUGAAGAAAUGAAUCUUACAAUAAUGCUUCAAGAUGUUAGAAGUGCCCAAACUAAACUCCUCAGCCGAAUGACUGACAUUGUGGGUGCUAUAUCAAAAAUCCAGGAAAAAAUUGACCAUUAUCUGAAGCAGAUGGAAGUACUGGAAACCAGAAUGAAUGUUAAGGAAGACAAACAAUCCACAGCAACUGAAGAUAUCCUCUCUAUGAAAAAAGACAUUGAGGCUUUAAGGAAGAAGGCAACAGAACUGGAAAACCAGAAUUCUUGCUCCAGCAUACAUUGUUUAGAAGUUCUAGAUAGAGAAAAGGGUAAAGAAAUCAUAGAAUUGCUUCACAAACUCAUACAACCAGAAGCUCUAAAGAACACAUCAGCCUCUACAGACUCUGAAAUCCCUUCAGCAGGACCAGAGAAAGUGCCCAGUUAUCCAAAGCCCACUGAUCAUCUUGAGGAAAAAAAAAUUUCUCCCAAAAGUAAAACUCUAGACAAAAAUAACCAUCAAAAUGUAUCAAGAAGGUUUAAAAAGGCAAAGUCAAAUAUUUACAUUUAUCCAGACUUUGGUACAUGGAUCAAGCUAACUUUUGUCCAUGGAGGGAAAUGGACCUUUUUCCUCAGUGCUACCAGGUUAGAAGAAUUCAUCCAGUGGCUUCUUUCAAGACCACCCAUUCUUCCUGAGGAGCCACAGUCCAUAACCCAGAGACCUUGCCCAUUCACUGGACCUAUUGUAAGCUUGACCACAACCUGUCUCUCUGUUUUCAACUAUAUUUACUGCCUUUUUGGUUUCUCAAAAGAAGAAAUAACUCGACUCUAGAGUUAUUUUCUGCUUUGCUUGGUAUAAAAUAAAUGUAACCUGGUUGCUGCAAGCAUUC
This is a messenger RNA of Propithecus coquereli (Coquerel's sifaka), 1024 nucleotides long. It is a transcript of the gene CCDC54, whose product is annotated as coiled-coil domain containing 54. The transcript has a single exon. Lineage: Eukaryota; Metazoa; Chordata; Mammalia; Primates; Indriidae. The coding region runs from base 1 to 966 and encodes 321 amino acids. The record is from RefSeq and is a predicted model, not a curated record.